AUGUAAAAGGUUCCGGUGUCAUUUUGUCCACUCCGGACUCGUUUUGGUGACGGACUGAACACUGAAGCUGCAGAAAUCCAAACCUCACAUUGCACCAGUUGAAGCUGAAAUCUGCCAGAAGAUGGGAGAGAAACCAGUGAGAGUAUUGGCAUGUGGGGACGUUGAAGGCCGUCUGACCGCCCUCUUCAAUCGAGUCCAGACCAUCCAGAAGAAGACGGGACAGUUUGAUCUGCUGUUCUGUGUUGGAGAGUUUUUUGGGACCACACCAGAGGCUGAAGCAGAGUGGCUGCAGUACAAGAGUGGAGCCAAGAAAGCUCCCAUCCACACCUACAUCCUCGGGGCGGCGAGUCAGGUGACGGUGAAGCAUUUCGGCAGCGCUGACGGCUGCGAGCUGGCAGAAAACAUCACAUACCUCGGUCGGCGAGGUGUGUUCACAGGAGUGUCUGGUUUACAGAUCGCCUACGUCAGCGGUCAGGAGGCCCAGCAGGAACCGGCCCCGGCUCACUGCUUCACAUCCAAAGAUCUGUCGGCCCUCGUGGCCCCGCUGACCAGCAGCUCCAAGUUCAGAGGCGUGGACAUCCUGCUGACGUCCCAGUGGCCCCGAGGCGUGUGGCACUACGGGAACGCCCCGGAAGUGAACACAAAGGCGUGUGGGAGCAGCUCCGUCGCUAACCUGGCAGACAAACUGAAGCCGCGGUACCACUUUGCUGCUGUAGAGGGCGCUCACUAUGAACGACUCCCAUACAGGAAUCACGUCAUCCUCCAGGAGAACGCUCAACAUGUGAGCCGCUUCAUCGCCCUGGCAACCGUCAACAACCCCGCAAAGAAGAAGUACUUGUACGCCUUCAACAUAAUCCCCAUGAAGACCAUGGACCCUUCAGAGCUCGUGAAGCAGCCGCAGGACGUGACCGAGAACCCGUACAGACACCCGUCCAAGGACAAGACGGACAAACUGAAGACCAGCUUCGGCAUCACGGAGGAGGAGGAGCCCGCAGGUCAGUUCUUCUUCGACCUGAGUCAGAAGCAGGGCGGAGGUUUUAGGGGUCGAGGCAGGAAGAGAUACUCAGACGGAGACAACAGAGGACAGGAGCACCAGGGUGACCGAGAAGGACCUCAUCAUCAUCAUCAGGGGAACAAACACCCGAGGAGACACCCUCAGCCCACCGGUCCCUGCUGGUUCUGUCUGGCGAGCCCUCAGGUGGAGAAGCACCUGGUCGUCAGCAUCGGGUCACACUGUUACCUGGCCAUGGCUAAAGGCGGCCUGACCCCUCAGCACAUGCUCAUCCUGCCCAUCGGUCACUACCAGUCCGUGGUGGAUCUGAGCUCCGAGGUGGUGGAGGAGAUGGAGAAGUACAAGUCCGCUCUGACGAGCUUCUACAAGAGCCGAGGGGAGCGCUGCGUCCUGUUUGAGAGGAACUACAGGAGCCAGCACCUCCAGCUGCAGGUGGUCCCGGUGCCCCUGGACCGCUGCGCCACAGGGGACAUCAAGGAGGCGUUCAUGGUCCAGGCUCAGGAGCAGCAGAUGGAGCUGAUGGAGAUCCCCGAACACACCGACCUCAAACAGAUUGCUCCUCCAGGGACACCGUACUUCUACGUGGAGCUGGACUCAGGAGAGAAACUUUAUUACCGCAUCCAGAAACAUUUCCCUCUGCAGUUUGGAAGGGAGGUCCUGGCCAGCGAAGCGGUGCUGAACAUCCCGACUCGAGCUGACUGGAAGGAGUGUAAACAGACCCGAGAGGAAGAGGAGGAGGGCUCCAAACAGCUGAGGGACCAGUUCCAGCCGUACGACUUCGCCUUGGAGGACUAACACACACACACACACACACACACACACACACACACACACACAUCUUUUAUUUCUACUUCUUCUUCUGUAAAGUCUUAGAUGAAUCCACCUUACAGAAGACCAGAAGAAGAAAACGUCUCGGUUACCGUUCAGUUCACACGAAGCUGCAGCUGUUAGCUUAGCUUAGCACAAAGACUGGAAACAGGUGGAAACUGCUAGCCUGUCUCUAACCAAAGCAGACAAAAUCCACUUAUAAAUGCAGCAGUCUGUUUAUGAUUUACCUUACUGAGACCAGCACAGACUACAGGACCGUACUGGGACAGUCUGACCCACACCAGCAGUUCCUCCUCUUUGUUAUAACAUGUUUAUUAAUGAGCUUUAAAAGGUGGAUUCUUCUUCUCUGGACUGUUUCCUCUUUAUUUUAAGCUAAUCUGAACAAACCAGCUGAUAGCUCCAGUUAAAGACUUGAAGUCUGACUCUUUCCCUGAAUACACCUGGAACCUUCUCUUUAAGUGAGGAUCACAAGAAGCCUUCGUUUGAGCGUCUACUUUCAAAAUAAGAUGAUUUUGUUCUUUAUAAAUCUGAAGUUUAGAUUUAAAGGUUUUGUUGGAAUGUUUAAGUUGUUGUAAGAACAUUUAUGAGUUCCUGUAUUUAAAGUUCGGAGGAUAUAAAGAUCGUUUCAGUUCGUAUUGAUCUUUACAAAGUUUGUGCAGCUGCUUUAUAAACUCCUUCAAAAUAAAAGCCCGCCCAGACUGCGCUCUCGACAUGUUCGGGGGAAUAGGUUUUUAAAUGUACUUCUUUGUAUUUUGUAAAUGAACUACAAUUAAAUGUCUUUUUAGGA
This is a messenger RNA of Notolabrus celidotus (New Zealand spotty), 2627 nucleotides long. It is a transcript of the gene cwf19l1, whose product is annotated as CWF19 like cell cycle control factor 1. Gene Ontology annotation, cellular component: post-mRNA release spliceosomal complex. Gene Ontology annotation, molecular function: RNA lariat debranching enzyme activator activity. The record is from RefSeq and is a predicted model, not a curated record. The coding region runs from base 122 to 1807 and encodes 561 amino acids. The transcript has 14 exons. Lineage: Eukaryota; Metazoa; Chordata; Actinopteri; Labriformes; Labridae. Gene Ontology annotation, biological process: mRNA splicing, via spliceosome.